Paramormyrops kingsleyae is the source of this 927-nucleotide messenger RNA. Its product is annotated as lysozyme g-like. Gene Ontology annotation, cellular component: extracellular region. The record is from RefSeq and is a predicted model, not a curated record. Lineage: Eukaryota; Metazoa; Chordata; Actinopteri; Osteoglossiformes; Mormyridae. Gene Ontology annotation, molecular function: lysozyme activity. Gene Ontology annotation, biological process: defense response to Gram-positive bacterium; peptidoglycan catabolic process.
GCGUAUUAAUCGCAACAAUACUUGCUUAACAUUGUUUAAAAAUGCUACUGUAUAUGCUGAACCUUUCAUUACUGUGCCAGAUUCCUCCAAAUAACUUAACUGUAAGGAAGAAAAAAUACACUUGUUACGGGAACAACCUUUGCGGCCGGGAAAAUGCAGACAGACCUGUUGACUACAGUACUUCCCUGUUUAACCUAAAAGAAUACGAUCAUCUCAUUGGCUGGAGUGAUUUAUCAAUGUUGCGUAAUGUUAUUGUCACAACGGUAUUUAAAGAGAGGGUUUGUGCAGUUUGAAGAAGUUUUAUGCACAGAGCAGGAAUCCUGAAAGACAAAUCCUAUCACCAUGGCUUGCAUUUACGGCGAUGUUAUGAAGAUUGACACCACAGGCGCAUCAGAUAAAACAGCUAAACAAGACAAACUUACUGUUCAUGGUGUGGAGGCUUCCAACCAACUUGCCAAGAAUGACUCAACCAGGAUGAACAACUACAAGGCGCUGAUUAAGAAGGUGGGAAGUGAACUGAAGAUGGACGCGGCUGUCAUCUGUGGCAUCAUUUCUCGCGAGUCUCGAGCUGGGGCUGCAUUAACUGAUGGCUGGGGUGACCAUGGAAAUGGAUUCGGACUGAUGCAGGUUGACAAGCGACAUCACACACCAGUCGGAGGGUGGAACAGUGAGCAGCACGUCAGACAGGGAACACAGAUUCUGAUUGAUUCAAUCAAUGAGAUCAAGGCUAAAUUUCCAAGCUGGCCGAAAGAGCACAUUUUUAAAGGAGGAAUUGCUGCAUACAAUUUUGGAAGCAAGAAUGUCAGGACUUACGAGCGCCUAGAUGUGGGAACCACUGGCGAUGACUAUUCCAACGAUGUUGUGGCCAGAGCACAAUGGUUCAAAAGGAAUGGUUACUAAGAAUAUUAAACAUUGAAAUGAAAGAGA